UCAGAGUAGUUCAGUCUCAGACGGGCUGUCGGUGGGCUCAGCACUUUGAGUUCAUCUUUCAGUCGGACGGGGCCUUUCCCAGUUAAAGAGGAAUGAAAACAGGGGACGUUUAGUGCAGUUUCUACACAGCUCAUCUCUCUUUAUCGAUAGGAAAUCAAGGAAACGCAGCAUGGGGGUCUCUGAGGAGAAGAAGGAACCAUGUGGAACCGUCUGUUUGAAAUACCUCCUGUUUGCUUUCAACUUUCUCUUUUGGUUGGCAGGGGGUGUUGUGAUGGCUGUGGGUGUUUGGACCUUGGUUGAGAAGAGCGACUACAUCAGCCUUCUCCCCUCCAAGACCUACGCUGCCUCCGCCUACAUCCUGAUCCUGGCUGGAGCCAUCGUCAUGGUAACAGGCGUGCUGGGUUGCUGCGCCACCUUCAAGGAGCAGAGGAGGCUACUGCGAGUGUACUUUGUCCUGCUGCUGUGCAUCUUCCUGCUGGAGAUUCUGGCUGGCAUCCUGGCUUAUAUCUACUACCAGCAGUUGAACGAGGAGCUGAAGCAGAACCUGAGGGAGACCAUGAUCCAGAAGUAUCAACAAAAGACCUAUGAACACAUCACCAGGGCUGUGGACAAGCUGCAGCAGGAGUUCAAAUGCUGUGGGAGCAACAGUUCAUCCGACUGGGAGGAGAGCAUCUGGAUUCGCUCCGGUGACUCCAAAGGCAGGGCGGUGCCUGACAGCUGCUGUAAAACUCCUACAGAGUUCUGUGGUCGCAGGCAGCACCCCUCCAACAUCUACAAAGUGGAGGGUGGCUGCAUCACGAAACUGGAGAAAUUCAUCCUGGAGCAUUUGAAAAUCAUUGGAGCAGUGGGGGUUGGGAUUGCCUGUGUACAGAUCAUAGGGAUGGUGUUUACAUGCUGCCUAUAUCGAAGUCUAAAGACGGAGCCGUACUAAGAGAAGCAAAAGAAGAAAAGCGAGUGAAUAACUUCAUCACCACAUAUCGGACUCAAAUAACCCAAAGGUUCUUUUUUUGCCUUGCACAUAGGGAAGGAAAAUAAUGCAAGGGAUCAAAUUGAACAUCAGAGGAUCUCAUUUUUGUAAAUAAAUGGUGGAAUAACACUCCAAGGUUGCUUAAAGUAAUUAGGUACUCAGACUUCAGUCUUAGCUCCAUAUUUAAGAUCACAGCGCUGUGAGAAAAAGCCUCUGAGAGAAACAGAGUGGAGUUUUAACACAGAUUGUGUAAAUUAGUGUGGGACAGCCUCCAUGGGACUAAGACAUUGUAAUUUCCUUCCACUCCAAUUCCCUCAAUGUUUAUAUCUGCAAGCCAGGUGCUGCUGUACACCCCAGAGUAGUCUAAAGGUCAAUGGAGUAAAACUGGCACUUUGUUGAAAAUACCAUUCCUGGUCACAGUAGCAGCCCAUCCCUGUUGCACCCUUCUAACACAUCAUUAACUGUCCAGUCAUGCAUUUCAAGCCUCUGUUCAACAGAGGCCUUUCAAUUUUUGAUCCAUUAGUUUUUAUAAUUUGUAAUAAUAAUGAUUUUCUGCAACAUUUGUGGUGCUUUCUUAUGAGCAAUUAUGUUUAUCUUUAAUGCUUUAUACGUCUUCACAAUGACAUGUCAGUUUGAUCACGUUUUAAUCAACUCUUCCGACUUAACCACCUGCUCAAGAAUGCUGUCUGCCAGGGUGACGGUACAAGCUGGUGCCUUGCUUAACAGCAUAACUGUGCCGUUUGAUGGCUAUCGUAAUUUCCGGACUAUAAGCCGCACUCGCUACAUGUAAGAUGAAAAAACAUGUUGUACAUAACCGCAGGUGUAAC
Messenger RNA from Monopterus albus (swamp eel), 1794 nucleotides. Its product is annotated as CD151 antigen. Gene Ontology annotation, cellular component: plasma membrane. Bases 170 to 931 code for a protein of 253 amino acids. The record is from RefSeq and is a predicted model, not a curated record. Gene Ontology annotation, biological process: cell migration. Lineage: Eukaryota; Metazoa; Chordata; Actinopteri; Synbranchiformes; Synbranchidae. The transcript has 8 exons.